Messenger RNA from Aspergillus bombycis, 927 nucleotides. RefSeq names its product cyclin-dependent kinase. The transcript has 4 exons. Gene Ontology annotation, molecular function: cyclin-dependent protein serine/threonine kinase activity; cyclin binding; ATP binding. Gene Ontology annotation, cellular component: cytoplasm; nucleus; cyclin-dependent protein kinase holoenzyme complex. The record is from RefSeq and is a predicted model, not a curated record. Gene Ontology annotation, biological process: regulation of G2/M transition of mitotic cell cycle; protein phosphorylation; signal transduction. NCBI's taxonomy places the organism in Eukaryota, Fungi, Ascomycota, Eurotiomycetes, Eurotiales, Aspergillaceae. Bases 1 to 927 code for a protein of 308 amino acids.
AUGGAGAAAUACCAGAAAAUCGAAAAGAUUGGAGAAGGGACCUAUGGUGUCGUCUACAAAGCUCGUGAGCUUUCUCAUCCGAACCGGAUCGUCGCUUUGAAGAAGGUCCGACUGGAGACAGACGAUGAAGGCGUUCCCAGCACAACUAUCCGUGAAAUAUCGCUCCUGAAAGAGUUGAACCACCCUAACAUCGUGAGAUUGUUUAACAUCCACUCAGAGGGCUAUAAACUCUACCUGGUCUUUGAACAUCUAGACCUCGAUCUCAAGAAAUACAUGGACGCUCUUCCUGUCAACGAUGGCGGACGUGGUAGAUCUCUCCCAAAUGGCCUAAGCAUGGACAUGGGGCUCGGAGAAGCCAUGAUCAAAAAGUUCAUGUCUCAGCUAGUCGAAGGCAUUUAUUUCUGUCACAGUCGUCGGAUUCUGCACCGUGAUCUCAAGCCUCAAAAUCUGCUGAUCAAUCGUGACGGCAGUCUCAAGUUGGCCGAUUUUGGAUUGGCAAGAGCUUUUGGCGUUCCUUUGAGAACGUAUACGCACGAGGUCGUCACACUAUGGUACCGUUCGCCAGAGAUCCUUCUAGGUGGCCCCCAAUAUUCAACAGCAGUAGAUAUGUGGUCAUGUGGUGCUAUCUUCGCGGAAAUGUGCACCCGCAAGCCCUUGUUUCCUGGGGAUUCGGAGAUCGAUCAGAUCUUCAAGAUUUUCCGCCUCCUUGGUACCCCUGAUGAGGAUUCUUGGCCGGGCGUUACUUCGUUCCCGGACUAUAAGUCAUCAUUCCCUAAGUGGAAGCGCGACAAAACUAGUCCGCUUAUUCCUGGGUUGGAACGGCAUGGAUUACGUCUUUUGGAUGCCCUUCUUGAAUUUGAUCCGGCGCAAAGGAUGUCUGCAAAGCAGGCACGCGAACACCCAUACUUCCGGCAUGGGCGGUCAUAA